Hyla sarda is the source of this 1139-nucleotide messenger RNA. It is a transcript of the gene COQ4, whose product is annotated as coenzyme Q4. Gene Ontology annotation, biological process: ubiquinone biosynthetic process. Lineage: Eukaryota; Metazoa; Chordata; Amphibia; Anura; Hylidae. The coding region runs from base 214 to 1062 and encodes 282 amino acids. The record is from RefSeq and is a predicted model, not a curated record. The transcript is spliced from 8 exons. Gene Ontology annotation, cellular component: mitochondrial inner membrane; mitochondrion.
CACCCCGUCGCUGAUGUUAACCCUUGGAAUACCUAGAAGGGGGCGGCUCUCCAUGACGUCAGACGGAUGUAAUGCGGAGUAAUGUUGACUAUAGUUCCCUAGGAGUUUGACUUUCGCGGUAUGACCCUCACGGGGAGCCGUAGCCGGGGAGUUUAGUUCUUUUUCUGCUGCUGGACUACAAAUCCCAGUUUGCCUGGAAGUUGUAGUGAGUAGAUGGGGAUGUUGGUGAAGGGGCUGGCUCCAGCAUGGAGGACCCUGAGGGCUGCUACUCCUGCUCUAUUUCAAGGUGUCCGGUACGGCUCCGCCCAGGCCUAUGACAUCACAGCGGAGGAUGGAUGGAAAGCAAUGGACCACGUGGGAGGACUAUACCCGCACCAUAUUCCCACCAACACCCUCCAGAAGGUCCUGCUGUCUGCCGGCUCGGCCGUCAUGUCCUUGUACGAUCCCUACAGACACGAUAUGAUCGCUGUUCUGGGGGAGACCACCGGCCCCCUGGCCCUACAGAGGCUGCACGAGAAGAUGAGCCGAGACCCAGAGGGGAAGCAGAUCCUACAGGAGCGCCCCCGUAUCAAGAUGUCUAAUCUGGAUAUUGAGAAGUUUAAAGCGUUGCCCGACGGAACGUUUGGCAGAGAAUACGUCAGAUUCCUGGAUGUCAAUCACGUGACGCCUGACACCCGCAUGCCGGUGAAGUUCGUGGAUGACGAGGAGCUGGCGUACGUGGCUCAGCGGUAUCGGGAGGUCCACGACCUGAUGCACACGCUCCUGGGGAUGCCCACCAACAUGCUGGGUGAAGUUGUGGUGAAGUGGUUCGAGGCGGUGCAGACCGGGCUGCCCAUGUGCAUGCUGGGAGCCGCGUUCGGACCUCUGCGCCUCAGUGCCAGGAGGAGGAAGAAGUUGAUAGAGCUGGUUCCCUGGGCCGUGCAAAGUGGGCGCAACGCCCGCUGCGUCCUUAAUAUUUACUACGAGAAGCGGUGGGAGCAGACGGUGGAGUCCCUGAGAGAGGAGAUCGGGAUCCAGCCCCCACCCACCAUCAAGGUGAAUUUCUUCUGCAGGUGCUACUGAGCUCGGUUAUAAACGUAUUUGUCAGACAGCUGCAAUGUAAGCGCCCAGAAAACCACCAUGGAAAGCACGAAACCACA